UUAAAAUCUUCCGGCUGAGAGGGCUGAAAAUUUUGAUGUACGACUGGGUUCUAGUUUAAAAGUUCUACGCAAAAUUUCGAGUGUUUAUAAAUAGUUGAAUAUAUUCAAAAGCGCGUAAUUAUGGCAGUGAGAUUAAUGAGCGCUCAGGCACAGGUGUGCAAACUGGGCAAACAUGUCGUGGAUCCAAUGGCGCGUCAGUUUCAUGCUUCCUGCUAUGCCGCCUCCAAGGUGGCGCUGUCGAAAUUUGACUCGGGCGUCUAUAUGCCCUACGAUAAGCUGAGCAAGCGUCUCGAUGUGGUGAAGAGUCGUUUGAAUCGCCCCCUGACCUUGUCCGAGAAGGUGCUGUACUCCCACUUGGAUGAUCCGGCAAAUCAGGAUAUUGUCCGCGGCACAUCCUAUCUGCGCCUGCGUCCCGAUCGCGUUGCCAUGCAGGAUGCCACCGCUCAGAUGGCUCUGCUGCAGUUCAUCUCUUCGGGUCUGAAGAAGGUGGCCGUUCCCUCGACCGUGCACUGUGAUCACUUGAUUGAGGCCCAGGUCGGUGGCGUCAAGGAUUUGGCCCGUGCCAAGGAUCUGAAUCGUGAGGUCUACGACUUUUUGGCAUCGACAUGCGCUAAGUAUGGCUUGGGCUUCUGGAAGCCAGGCAGCGGCAUUAUCCAUCAAAUCAUCCUGGAGAAUUAUGCCUUCCCCGGUCUGUUGAUGAUCGGCACCGACUCUCACACUCCCAAUGGCGGUGGUCUGGGUGGUCUCUGCAUUGGUGUUGGUGGUGCCGAUGCCGUCGACGUCAUGGCUGACAUUGCCUGGGAGCUCAAGUGUCCCAAGGUGAUUGGUGUCAAGUUGAAUGGCAAGAUUAGCGGCUGGACCUCGCCCAAGGAUGUCAUCCUGAAGGUUGCCGAUAUUUUGACUGUCAAGGGCGGCACUGGCGCCAUCAUUGAGUAUCACGGCAAGGGCGUCGAUUCCAUCUCCUGCACGGGCAUGGCUACCAUCUGUAACAUGGGUGCUGAGAUCGGUGCCACCACAUCGCUGUUCCCCUUCAACCAGCGCAUGGCCGAUUACCUUAAGUGCACCGGCCGCGCCGGUAUUGCCGGAGAGGCCCAGAAGUAUCAUUCCAAGCUGCUGACCGCGGAUAACAACUGCGAGUACGAUGAGCUGAUUGAGAUCAAUCUGGAUACACUGGAGCCACAUGUCAACGGUCCAUUCACACCCGAUUUGGGUCACCCCAUUAGCAAGCUGUCGGAGAACUCGAAGAAGAAUGGCUACCCAAUGGACAUUCGCGUCGGCCUGAUUGGAUCCUGCACGAACUCGUCGUACGAGGAUAUGGGUCGAUGUGCCAGCAUUGCCAAGGAUGCCAUGGCCCAUGGCCUUAAGUCCAAGAUUCCAUUCAAUGUGACACCCGGCUCGGAGCAGAUUCGUGCUACCAUUGAACGUGACGGCUACUCCGAAAUCUUUGACAAAUUCGGCGGCACUGUGUUGGCCAACGCCUGUGGUCCCUGCAUUGGUCAGUGGGAUCGUCAGGAUGUGAAGAAGGGUGAAAAGAACACCAUUGUCACCUCAUACAAUCGCAAUUUCACCGGUCGUAACGAUGCCAAUCCGGCAACUCAUUGCUUCGUCACCAGCCCCGAGUUGGUCACAGCUCUCUCCAUUGCUGGUCGCCUGGACUUCAAUCCAAUGACCGAUGAACUCACCGGCGCCGAUGGCAAGAAGUUCAAGCUGAAGGCUCCAUUCGGUGACGAGCUGCCCGCCAAGGGCUUCGAUCCCGGCCAGGACACCUACACUGCUCCCCCACCUAGCGGUGACAACAUUAAGGUGGCUGUGGAUCCCAAAUCAACGCGCCUGCAGUUGCUGGAGCCAUUCGACAAGUGGAGCGGCCAGGAUCUGAAGGACAUGACCGUUCUGAUCAAGGUCAAGGGCAAGUGCACCACGGAUCACAUCUCAGCGGCUGGACCAUGGCUCAAGUUCCGCGGCCAUUUGGACAACAUCUCCAACAACAUGUUCAUUGGCGCCACCAACUACGAGAACAAUGAGAUGAACAAGAUCAAGAAUCAGCGCACUGGCAGCUGGGGCAAUGUGCCCGAGGUCGCUCGCGACUACAAGGCCAACAACAUCAAGUGGGUCGCCAUCGGCGAUGACAACUACGGCGAGGGCUCGUCUCGCGAGCAUGCUGCGCUGGAGCCACGUCAUUUGGGUGGUCGUGCCAUCAUUGUGAAGUCGUUUGCUCGCAUCCACGAGACCAAUCUGAAGAAACAGGGUUUACUUCCACUGACCUUUGCCAAUCCAGCCGAUUACGACAAGAUUCAACCCACGAGCAAGAUUUCGCUGGUCAAUCUGAACGGUUUGGCGCCUGGCAAACAAGUUGAAUGCGAGAUCAAGAACGGCGACAAGGUCGAUAAGAUCAAGCUGAAUCAUACACUCAAUGACCUGCAGAUUGGAUGGUUCAAGGCUGGCAGCGCUCUUAAUCGCAUGAAGGAGUUGGCCCAAUAAGUUACUUACAUCCACCCCCUCAAACACAAACACACACGCUCACACACAUAUAGUUACUUAUAUACCCGACUUUGAAACGCAAGCAAUCAGUUUAUGGUAUUGUUCUUUUAUUUUAGUUUUUUUCGAAUUGCUUUUUAUUCAGAUUAUAUUCAGUGUCAAAGUGCUAAUAGUAAAUGAUGUAAUCGAACGAUUGCGAGCAAAUUGUGAAACAGUUUUAUAUACAAUUUUACAUACAUUAUAUACGACAAACUUAUUUUAAUUACCUGUGUUUCUUUGCGAAUUUGUUUGCUGACCAUGCGAAUAAAAUUUAUAGAAAUAUGUAUGAGAAGAAAAAAAAAAAAUAAAACCA
Messenger RNA from Drosophila innubila, 2827 nucleotides. It is a transcript of the gene mAcon1, whose product is annotated as probable aconitate hydratase, mitochondrial. Gene Ontology annotation, biological process: tricarboxylic acid cycle. Bases 121 to 2478 code for a protein of 785 amino acids. Gene Ontology annotation, molecular function: aconitate hydratase activity; 4 iron, 4 sulfur cluster binding. Lineage: Eukaryota; Metazoa; Arthropoda; Insecta; Diptera; Drosophilidae. Gene Ontology annotation, cellular component: cytosol; mitochondrion. The record is from RefSeq and is a predicted model, not a curated record. The transcript is spliced from 4 exons.